GUUUGCAGCAGUGAGUAUAAAGAUAUAAUCUACCAACGGUCGUCAGCCCUAAAUUGUUUUGGACAUUGAGAUAACCUAGAUCUGAUAUCAACUCAGAAAUUUCACGCAAAGUCCACUCGAGUGCCAAAGUACCUUAACGGAUGUUUCCAAAGAUGCCACAGCUCGAGCCCAAGUUUCUCUCACGGGAGCCUUUGGAUUCCAAAGAAGCCCGAUGGAAACGCUUAGUGAAAACAAAUUACAUCGACCCUAAUGGAGUACGGCGAGACUGGGAGUCAGCUGAACGCCAGACAAGACCUAAAGAUUCCCUCGUGGAUGGAGUCAACAUAGUAGCCUUCUUGAACAAAUCAACAGGCUCGGAACUUCUCCUUGAGAAACAAUACCGACCGCCAAUUGACCAAGUCGUCGUUGAGCUUCCUGCGGGUCUGAUCGACCCAGGUGAAACAAUUGAACAGACUGCAAUUCGAGAACUCAGAGAGGAGACUGGGUAUAUCGGUGUUACUAAUAAGACCAGCGGCAUUAUGUAUAAUGAUCCCGGGUUCUGCAACUCUAAUUUCAACAUGGUUUAUGUCCAAAUUGACAUGUCCCUUCCGGAAAACCAGGAUCCUAAGCCUAGUCUUGAGGAUAAUGAGUUUAUUGAGUGUUUCACGGUUCCGGUUUCGCGGCUUGGUGCUGAGCUUGAGAACCUAGAGAAGGAAGGUUAUGCCAUUGAUGCUCGUGUGGGAUGUAUAGCUGAAGGGAUUGAGAUUGCGAAGAAGCUAAAGUUUUGACUUCUUGCUUAGGGUGGUAGCAAUGGGUUUUCUUUUC
Molecule: messenger RNA, 804 nt
Organism: Penicillium canescens
Lineage: Eukaryota; Fungi; Ascomycota; Eurotiomycetes; Eurotiales; Aspergillaceae
Exons: 5
Coding region: 141-767 (208 amino acids)
Biological process (GO): ribose phosphate metabolic process; nucleoside phosphate metabolic process
Cellular component (GO): nucleus; cytosol
Molecular function (GO): ADP-ribose diphosphatase activity
Source: RefSeq, a predicted model, not a curated record